GGAGGCUGGUGGUGGGGCGGAUCUGAGCUGGGGGCCUGGCUCUCGUUGGUGGAGCCAGCGUUAUUUCGAGACCUGCCACCGGCCUGCCUCAGCGUUCAGUCAUGGCAGGGUGUGAUGCUGUUGUGCCGCUGUUGGUAUCCGGUGAGAUUUAAUCAGUGGGACAGGCUUGAUUUUUCCCUAUCCACCUUCUCUUCCCCUGGUCUGUUAUAAAGCCACCUUCAAGACUGAUACUCUGAAGCAGUCAAGCUUGCAUAUAUAACUUGAGGGGAGAAAAAGGAGACAACUGCUGUUAACACCACAAGCUGAUAUUAAGGGCAAAAUUCAGAACAAAGUUAUUGUAGAGGUUCACACUAGCAGAAGAAUGGAAUUAUAACUGGAAGGCGGGGAGUGGUGGAGCAGACAGUACAGAAGACACUAAAUAUGUUUGCUCCCCAGCAGGCUGCAAGCUUUUGGUUUUAAAUGGGUUGCUGUUCAAAUGUGGCUACCAAGUGGACCACUUGAGAGGGAAGAAGGUUUUGAAUGCAGUCAGAGUCCAAGAAGUAUGAAGAAGAGAUACCUUCUCUGCUCUGGGGGUUGGAUCCUGUAUUUUCUGCAUUUGCAAGGCUCUAUAUUAAAGAUAUAAGAGAAAUGAGAGAAUCUAAACAAGUGCCAGGUAUAUUCUUUUAUAAUGGACGUCCAGUAAGACAGGUAGAUGUUGUUGGGAUAGUGGUUCAAACCAAAGAGCGAGAUGCCUUUUAUAAUUAUGGAGUGGAUGAUAGCACUGGUGUUAUAAAUUGUGUCUGCUGGAAAAAUCCCAUGGGAGCAGAAAGACCUUUAUCAGCUUGUCCAAGUACACCCAGCAGUCUUAAUGUGCUUGAACAGAUGAAGAAACUCCAGGAAAUGGUGAGCGAGAAAACCAAGCUGGAAAUUGGGGAUGUUGUCAGGGUCAGAGGUCACAUCCGAAUCUACAGACAGCAAAGAGAAAUUCAAGCCUCAUCUUUUUAUAAAGUGGAUGAUCCUGUGUGUGAUGUUCAGAUUUCAAGAAUGCUGGAGCUCCCCUGUCUUUAUAGAGAAGUUUACGAUAAACCUUUCCAAGGCCCAGAGGGGACACAGAGUGGCCCAGGGUGCCUGGAUUUCUCGAAUAUGCUGUGUGAGAAAGUGAAAGGCUUCUUACUACAAAACAGAAUUCAAACCUUUUACCAACAGGAGCUGGAAACAAUUGAUACUCUGGUGUCGCUGGCCCAUCAGCCUCUACCCAGUCCCAGCUGUCAGGAGGUGGAGUCAAAAAGUGACCUGAGCUCCAAACGGAUUCACAGUGUUUUUAAGGAAGCAGUAAGGAUGCUACAAGAAAAAGGGGUGGUUUUCCAGAAACCCAGUAGCUCCAAGGACUUAUAUCAUGUGACUGACCAUGAUAAGGAGCUGCUUAAAGUGACCCUUGAUGUGAUUAAGGAAGACUGUCGAAAACCAAGGCAUGCUGAAAAAGGUUGCCACUUCCUUCAUGUCCUGAGCUGUGUUCGGCAGAGCUACAACCCCUAUCUGGCUGAAGCAGUGAUGCACCGUGUCUUGGAACUGCUGGAGAGUAACAGCGAUGUUGUCAGCACUAUGGAAGGAUACUAUAUGGCCUUUUAAAGAGGGAAGAUAAAAUACAUUAGCUCCUGGGCCAUUCAGGGUAAAGAAAGAGUGGUUGAGACAGAACUCUGAUACUGAAAAGCUGCUAUUACCUAAUACAAUCUAGAUGAAAAGAAUAGCAUCCUGAUUCUGCAGAGGCUAUUUUUGUCCAGCUCCUGAGAGGAGUUAUCCAAAUACUUUGUCUUAAAAUUCUUGCUGACUUCUGUUCCUAGAAAGUUGUAUCAAACUGAGCCUGGACAUCUCAGUCCAGUAGGGGAGCUGGAAAAGAAGCUGGGCUUCCUCCCUGCAUGUGUGUUAUUCCCUGACUAGCAGUAAGGUGUGAUGUGGCCCUCCCCACAUCUACAUCAAAUUAGCCCUAAAGUCAGUACUAAAGAGCACUGUUGACAGCAGCGGUCAUGUCAGGACUCGUCUUGCUGGCUUAAAGACUGAUCUUGUGAUCUUUCUAUAUGGUAGUACCUGUGGAUCUUUUUUUAUAUAUAUAUGCUUAAUAACAACUGGAAAACUACAUGCAAGCGAACAAUCAGAAAGGUUUGCUUGUCCUUCCUGGUAAUGUUGGCAUACCGUGUAUGUAUGUAUGCUUUCCUGAAAGUGCACAGCAAUCCCACUACUAAAGCAGCCCCCACGUUUUUCAGAAAAGUAAUAUUCAGGAAUGCAUCCCUUCCCCAUCCUACAAUUCGCCCACUGCUUGUAAAGCAUGUUUGGAUUCCCCUAGCUACAGUGUGCACUACUGAUGCAUGUUGUUGUGGAUUCUGUUCAGACCAGAAGUCUCACAAAUCAGCCAUUGUUUUGCUGUUUAUUUUUAAAUUGCUUCCUACAUCACAAAUGGUGAGCCAUAAAUCUGAUGCUAUGAAAAGAAAAUACCAAAGUCAGCAAGACCAACUGUAAUCUGUGUUCCUUGUUGUCUUUUGUGUUUUCUCCUUCCUUGUCACCUUUGGGAAAAAUACUAUCCGUAUCAGCGCUUGCAGAGGAACACAGCGCCCGGUGAAAGACACUGAUGAAAGAGCAUUAGCCUUAAAGGAGGUUACCAUGCAGGACAUGCAGGAUUAAUCAGAACUGUUAUGUGCCAUAGUUCAAAGCCUGGAGCUGUUCAGUAUUUAUGCUUACAGGCCUCACUGCUGCAGGGUCUUGUCUAAGUAAUCUGUUUAAUUAAUGGUGAAUGAGAAGGUGAUACCUUUAACUUGAAAAGAGUAGAAAGGAUUGAAUGUAUCCUUCUUUUCUACUCUGCUCCUUCUCCAGAACCGUUGAAAUAGCAGACUCCCAGGAGGCAGACCUAGUGCUAAAGCCCUAUAAGGAUUGACAUAGCAGGUAAAAAUAAACUGUAUGCAUGAGGAAAGCCAGUGAGUAGCCCCAUGUGUGCCAGGUCUCUGGUUUGAUGUUAUAUUAUAUGCCUCGUUCCGAGCCGUGGCUGCAGUGAGAUAUAGGCUAAGAAAGGCAUGACGAAGUAUUUGGCAUUUGCAUUCAGAGGCCUGUGGAAAACUCCAGCCUUAAAGAGAUGGUGCAUUUGUCCACAGUGUAAAACUAUGUAUGAGUCAUUAUUUCACUUUAAUUUCUCUACUUGCUGCAGGGCUCAGGUUGGUUUCCCUGCAGACUGCCACUAUUUCUAGCAUUACUGCUGCGUUUGGAGUUAAGUACCAUCUAUUCAUCUAUAGGCAGAGGAGAUGGGGAUUAAAAAAAGCAUUGUAGAAGACUUUUUUUCUAUGAAUGUCUCUGGAAAGCAGAGAAAGAAGCCCAUGUUCUGAGUGGUGGGGCAGGGAACUAUAAAUUACACCUACAAAAAGGUCUGGCUAGUUGUACUGCCAUGAGGGAUAUUUCCUUUCAGAUUCCUGCUCUGAUACUGAUCAGUUCGAAGUGAUGCUUUAAAACAAAGGUUUCCCAUGGAAGAAGUUUGGGAUAUCGAUUCCUAUUUUAGGGUUCAGACUCAUUUCAGGAGUUAACCAUGUGUUACUGCUUGGUUAUGGACAAGGGGCCUACGUGACACAAGUUUGGGGAUAGUCCAAAGGGAAAGUAUGAGGUGUCUUGGACAGUAGGGAUGAGCAUGACAUGUGCCAAUAACUAUGUCUAACUUAAGAUACUGACCUGGCUGUUUUUUUGAAAGGUCCUGCUCUAUUAGCAGAAGUUGGUUUUAUGCAGAAAGGGUUAAAUGAAUACUGAGGUGAUUGCCUUCUCUCUUAGCUUAGAAGAGAGGAAGGCCCUGGUUCUCCUGGGGGUAGCAGCCAAGUGUGUGGGCUAGAUGAGUUUUUGGGAGGAACUCUGUGCUGCUGAGCCUUGGAGGAAAAGAUAGCCUUGAGAUUGUAUUGCUCUUUGGGGUCUCUUUAAAAUAAAUUGUAACAGAAUCAUACCAAAAUAGGAUUACAUCUUGGUCCCUUGCAGCUCAUAUCGUUAUGCGUGCAGCAUCUGAUGUAUUCUGUUGCCUCCAACUUAGACUCUGCACUUUCUGCUUUUUAGAUCUAUGUGUAAAGUGUGUCUAAAACUCCUGGCUACUUAUUUUCUAAGCAUUGGACGAUGGUGCAAAGACACAAUGUGUGCUAGUGUCUCUGUAAUAGUUCCUUGCUUCUGUUGCAAUUUAAAAGUCCCGAUCAACUGAAAAGCCCCAGAGAUGAGGUGGGAGGAUCUCUUCUCAGGAAAGACAGAUAAAUCAAUCUGGAAAGAACCUGUCCUUGAAAGUUGUUUAAGCUGGUCCAUGCUGGCAAUGUGAGGGUCUUGUGAGGAAGGGUGCUUCCUGUUGGGGGAUUGUUUCCCAGGAGCACGAAAAAAGAUUUUUCUCACUUGAAUUACCUUAGGGAAGCAAUGUUAAUGAAUAGAAGGGAACCUACAGUUUUUAUGUGCAUGAAAGGUUAAGGUAAAAUUAAUGGAGGUGCUUAGAUUCGAGCUAUGCUGAUUUUAAUUCUGUAUAACAUUACGGAAUAGUCAUGCCUGAAAUGUGCAUGCUCUGUUUUCCACAGUAGCCACCCAGCACACACUAACACUUUGGUCUAGUGCAUUCCCCUUCUGUACCUGCAGGGAAUACCACAUGCAUAUGCCUGCACAGAAGUACCCCAGCUAGCUGUGAGAGCACAGAGCACAGUAAGUAGCUUGAUUUACCCAUUUACUCAGUAUCUCUACAGUAUGCUUCUGUGACAGCAGUCUAGACAUACCCAUGUUGGUAUAAGUCACCUUUAUGUAAGUCUAACUACACACACUAGGGCUUUUACUGCUAAUAAACUGUCUCUCUGUUUAAAGAUCAUAUCCUUAACCAAAAGAGUCAUAUCAUGCACACUGUUAAAAUUCUUAGACUGAGACCACACCUACAAAAUAUUGUGUGGAGCAUUUAGUGAAAGCACGCAUUCUAGUUUUGUUUAAUUUAAAAACUCUUACAGCAACACAAUUAUUACUGGUUUAUAAAAGGACUUUGAAGGUGGCACUCUAAUGUAAAUUUGACAAGUGAGAAUUCAUGUUGUAGGACUGCUAUAUGGCCAGUUCUGGUUUCCAUAGAAACAGUUAUGGCAGUAAAAGGCAAGUAAGGUAAGUAAAUGGAGUUUUUAAAACAGUCAGCAUUUUUACAUUAUCUUAAAAAGGUCUGUUUCUGUAGAAAUGCAGUGCUUGAGAUUAUAAAAAUUACUAAAGGAUCUUAAUAUUCUGUUUUAGCAAAAUGUAAGGUGUUUGCUUUUCUGGAAAGGAAACAAAGGGAAGAACUACCCUCAGUCCCUCUGGCUCUGCUCAAGUGGGAGAAGAGAGGAGGCUGCUUCAUGCCUCAGUUUCCCUCUUUUGGAAAUUGAGGAUAAUGCAGUUCCUUAUGCAGUAGGGUGUAACUCCCAAUUUUUGUUAACAUUUAUCAUUAAAAGCUCUUGAGAUCUGUCCGUGGGAGCUGUUAGAGAAGAACUCUCUGGUUGUGUGGGAACAGCUGAACGGACAGAUGCUGCAAUGGGACUUAGUUCUGCUUUCACUGGUACCUUUCUCUGCUUUCACUUUAUCUUUUUCUGCUUUUCCUUCCAUACAUAUUGCUUUGCCUGUCUUGUUGUUUUGGACUCCAGGUUCUUCGAGGCAAUGAUGGUCUCCUGGUCUGUAUUUGUAUGAAAUACUUUUCCUGAGGCCCUGUUCCCUCUUAAGGUCUCAGGAAACCUCUAAUACAAAUAAUGAUUUCUUAAAAAUAGAAAUCCAGCUCAAUGAUUUCUGAGUGUUUCUGUUCUCACAUCUUUGGACUGUAAGCUUGUAUCCGUAAGGGUAUGUGUAUUACACAAACUAUCUGGAAAAUGAGGCUUUUUUGUUAAGGUAAUAAAUGAAAAAAGUUUAAGGUUG
This is a messenger RNA of Dromaius novaehollandiae (emu), 5883 nucleotides long. RefSeq names its product STN1 subunit of CST complex (gene STN1). Bases 520 to 1608 code for a protein of 362 amino acids. The record is from RefSeq and is a predicted model, not a curated record. Lineage: Eukaryota; Metazoa; Chordata; Aves; Casuariiformes; Dromaiidae. The transcript has 12 exons. Gene Ontology annotation, biological process: telomere capping. Gene Ontology annotation, cellular component: CST complex. Gene Ontology annotation, molecular function: single-stranded telomeric DNA binding.